Molecule: messenger RNA, 2115 nt
Organism: Telopea speciosissima
Lineage: Eukaryota; Viridiplantae; Streptophyta; Magnoliopsida; Proteales; Proteaceae
Product: pentatricopeptide repeat-containing protein At4g11690
Exons: 2
Coding region: 31-1740 (569 amino acids)
Molecular function (GO): protein binding
Source: RefSeq, a predicted model, not a curated record
CCAACUCCAAAUUCCUAGAGAUCAGCAGGAAUGUCUCAGUCGCCGCAGGCUCUCAAACUCGUACUAAGAAUGGUGAAAAGCCCACCACUGAAAGCCUUCUCACUCUUCAACGCCUCAAUCCGUCAAGGCUUUGAACACACUUACGAGACCACAUCCGUCGUCUUGCACCUCCUCCUUUCCUCUGAUAUGCUUCCCCAAGCCCAAUCCCUCCUCCUACAGUUACUCUCUGGUAAUCUCCCCCUCUUCCCUCCCUCGUCUCUGCCAUCUCUUCUCCACCAUUAUUUAACACAAGCCAAUUCCAAUUCCAAUCCGAAUUCAGCUCAUCUUCUUCUUCUCCUGUAUGAAGCACUCAUCACUGCCCUCGUGCAAUCUAGAAUGCCCGAAGAAGCCCUCUAUCAUUUUGAUCAAAUGAUCAAGCAUGGCCUUGUGCCCAGGCCAACUACUUUCAAUAACCUUAUCACCCAUCUCCUAAAACUUAAUUACUUCGAAAGAGCCUGGCGCAUCUUUAACGAAUUGAAGGGUAGGAUCUCUUUAGACGUUUAUAGUUUUGGAAUAAUGAUUAAAGGUUGCAGUGAGGUUGGCGAUUUGGCCAAGGGGUUCGAGCUUCUAUCUCGAUUGGAAGAGAUGGGUUGGUCCCCGAAUGUUGUUAUAUACACUACUUUAAUCGAUGGGUGUUGCAAGAAGGGGGAUGUCGAAGAGGCGAAGAAGUUGUUCAUUAAGAUGGAGAAGAUGGGUUUGGUUGCUAAUGAGUUCACUUACACGGCCAUGAUUAACGGUUACUUCAAGAAAGGCCUUAAGAAAGAGGGCUUCGAGCUCUACGAGGAGAUGAAGCUUAAGGGCGCUUUCCCUACUCUUUAUACGUACAAUUCGUUGAUCAAUGAGUACGGCAAAGAUGGUAAUUUGACCAGAGCUUUCGAGAUGUUUGGUGAAAUGCGUGAGAGAGGUGUUGCUUACAAUGUUGUGACUUAUAACACGCUAAUUAGCGGGUUGUGUCAAGAGAAGAAGCCGUUGGAGGCUGAGAAAUUGCUCCACCGAAUGAAGGCUGCAAAAUUGAAUCCCAAUUCCAUCACAUAUAACACACUGAUUGAUGGGUUCUGUAAAGCAGGGAAAUUGGACAAGGCCUUGAGUCUAGUUGAUCGAAUGAAAUCAAGUGGUCAAUCUCCAUCGUUGGUUACUUAUAAUGUUCUAAUUGCAGGUUUCUGUAGAUCUGGUAAUUUAGAAGGGGUUGCUCGUCUUGUUAGGGAAAUGGAGGAGAGGGGCAUAUCUCCAUCUAGAGUAACAUAUACAAUCCUCAUCGAUGCUUUUGUUAAAUGGGACAAUGUGGGGAAAGCUUUUGAAAUGUACUCCUCCAUGGAAAAGGCUGGUCUGGUGCCGGAUGUUUAUACUUAUGGUGUCUUGAUUCAUGGAUUCUGCUCUAUAGGAAAUAUGAAAGAUGCAUCAAAGCUGUUCAAAUCAAUGAGUGAGUUGCAGUUGAAGCCUAAUGAUGUGAUUUACAAUAUGAUGAUUUAUGGGUACUGCAAACAAGCCAGUGCUUAUAGGGCCCUGAUAUUACUCAAGGAGAUGCUUGAGGUAGGAAUUAUUCCAAACAUGGCUAGCUACAAAUUGACCAUAGAUGUUCUUUGCAGAGAUGGGAAGUGGCAAGACGCUGAGUUUCUACUUGAUAAGAUGGUGAAGUCAGGAUUGCACCCAUGUGAUUCAAUUUAUAGUUCUAUAUCUAAAGCCAAACUCAAUGAUGCAUAGAGUUCAGUUAAAACACCAAGAACUUCCAAGUCCCUCACCACUGUAACUUUCAGAAUGGCUACAUCAUUUAUGUUUGAUUAAGAAGUAACUUUGAAGUUUCGAAGUCUUAAUCAAACAUCACAUUAGGUAAUGAAAUGAAAUCUUAUGCAUCUCUGCUUGAACUGGGAGGAGUUGCUGAGAAUGAUGAACCCAUAAACGAUUUGCCAAAUCUUGUAUAUAUGCUCUCAAGUAAGACCCUUGAGUUUCUGCUGUGUUGUUCACGAUAUCCCUCUCCCCAUUCACUUAUUGAUGUUAGAUAACUGCGAUGUCAGGUACAGGCUGAGUGCCUCUGUAACAUUACAAUCUUUUGUAUUAGUGUCUUAUUUAACUGGUCAA